This is a messenger RNA of Dicentrarchus labrax (European seabass), 3321 nucleotides long. It is a transcript of the gene ano7, whose product is annotated as anoctamin 7. Gene Ontology annotation, molecular function: chloride channel activity; protein dimerization activity. The transcript is spliced from 24 exons. Gene Ontology annotation, biological process: chloride transmembrane transport; calcium activated phospholipid scrambling. Gene Ontology annotation, cellular component: plasma membrane. The coding region runs from base 106 to 2823 and encodes 905 amino acids. The record is from RefSeq and is a predicted model, not a curated record. NCBI's taxonomy places the organism in Eukaryota, Metazoa, Chordata, Actinopteri, Moronidae.
GCAACUGCUCUGCUUCGAGCUGGAGACUCAUCUGAGCUUCACCUGAGCCCCGACAACCAGUGCACACACAGUUCUGCAGGAGGAGGACAAAGGAGGUCAGGAAGGAUGAGGAGCAGGAGGGAGCACAAGGAGGACAGCACCACACUCAUUGCCAUGGAAACCACGCCAGAGAACAACUACGGCGCCAUCACCAUGGAUGCACCUGUUCAGCCUCGAGACAGGAACGUGUUCAGCGACGGAUCAACUCGAAUCGACUUUGUGUUGGUGUGGGAGGAGCCUUUGAGCUCAGAGAAGGAGGAGGGUACAGGUGAAAACCUCGCCCUCAAUAUGUGGAGGGAGGAGUUUCUAAACAACCUGAUACAGUCUGGACUGCUGCUCGAACAGAGGGAGGUCCUUCAGGCGAAGAAGAAGAUCUGUUUUGUCCUCCUCAGCGCUCCGUGGAGUGUCCUCUGUUACUACGCUGAAGAGAUCGGUCUCAGAGUUCCUCUGCAGGUGGUCACUACUCCAAUAAUUAACUGGUCUGAGCAGGCCAUGUCCCGACUGUCGUGUCGCAGCCCUCUGUCUCACGAUGUCCCUAACCCCCCACCGGACUACUACACCUGUCAAUUUCGGACCAGCAAGCUGGACAGGUUUCUAGCCAGCGACAACAAAGAGACAUUCUUCAAGACGACUCAGAGACACCAGGUGCUCUAUGAGAUCCUGGCCAGGACUCCGUACGGUAAAGUGAAAACAGGGGAGGUGGGAAUUGACCGACUGCUGAGUGAGCAGGUCUUCACUGCUGCCUACCCACUGCACGAGGGAGGUUUCCAGCUGCCAAAGACCCCAGUGCCCCCCACAUCUUUAGGUCUGAGACAAAUCCUGUAUACAUACUGGGCCAAGUGGUCCUGCUUUAGACGCUACCAACCUCUGGAUCACAUUAGAGAGUACUAUGGAGAGAAGAUAGCCCUUUACUUCGCCUGGCUCGGUUUCUACACUGGCUGGCUGUUGCCGGCGUCUAUCGUUGGGCUGUUAAUCUUCUUUAUUGGGUUCUUUCUCAUGGCCACUGAUGUUCCAGCGACGGAACUGUGCAACAGCGGAAACAGCCUCCUCAUGUGUCCUCUCUGUAACAUCUGCGACUACUGGAACUACUCCAGCAUCUGUGUCACCUACAAGGUGGGUCUCCUGUUUGAUAAUUCAGGGACAGUGUUUCUCAGUGUCUUCAUGUCUCUGUGGGCCGUCACCUUCCUGGAGUACUGGAAGAGAACUUGUUCAGCUCUGUCUCACCGCUGGGACUGCUCCGAAUUCGAGGACAUUGAGGAGCGACCUCGUCCAGAGUUCACAGCCAUGGCGCCGAUGACCAUGAGGAACCCGGUGACUGGAGCAGAGGAACCUUACUUUCCUGAAAAUAAGCGAUUCAACAGAACUCUGACCGGCUGCAUGGUCAUCAUCAUCAUGAUUGUUGUGGUGCUGAUUUUCCUCAUCGGAAUCAUUCUGUAUCGCACCAUCCUCCGAAUCAUCAUCUCCAAGUCUGGCAACAGCUUUGUCAGUUUCUCUGCCGGGAGAAUAGCCAGUCUUUCAGGAUCUGUGUUGAACCUGUUGGUCAUCCUCCUGUUGUCCAGGGUUUACGUCUCACUGGCUCACAUCCUCACCCGCUGGGAGAUGCAUCGGACUCAGACUAAAUAUGAAGACAUGUUCAUCUUGAAAGUAUUCAUCUUCCAGUUCGUCAACUUCUACUCGUCUCCAGUUUACAUCGCCUUCUUCAAAGGCAGGUUCGUUGGUUACCCUGGAAACUACCACACUCUGUUUGGAAUACGCAACGAAGAGUGCGGAGCAGGUGGAUGUCUCAUUGAACUGGCUCAGGAGCUGCUGGUCAUCAUGGUGGGAAAACAGCUGAUCAACAACGUCCAAGAGUUCAUUUUACCGAAGUUGAAGUCGUGGUGGCAGAAGAGGAAGAUAAGUCCUCGGGUGAAGAAGGUGAAGAAAGAGGAAGCAAAGGAGGCUCAAAUGGAGGUGAAGACAGGGGAAGGAGAGCAGGCUCAGAGGGAGGUCGAGGGAGAGGAAGAGGAGGAGGUUGCUCCCUGGGAGGCAGACUACCAGCUGCUGGUCUGUGAGGGACUCUUUAGCGAAUACUUGGAAAUGGUGAUUCAGUUUGGUUUCAUCACCAUCUUCGUGGCGGCGUGUCCUCUCGCUCCGUUCUUCGCCCUCGUCAACAACUGGGUGGAGCUUCGUUUGGACGCCCAGAAGUUUGUGAUGGAAUAUCGCCGCCCGGUGGCGGAGCGAGCUCAGGACAUUGGCAUCUGGCUUCCCAUCAUGCAGUUCAUCACAAACAUAGCCGUCCUCAGCAACGCGUUCCUCAUCGCAUUCACCUCGUCCUUCCUGCCUCGAGAAUACUACAGCUACACCAGAAACAGAACGAUGAGCGGCUUCAUCAACUUCACUCUGGCAACAUCACCGUACAACUACAGCCUGCAACACACACCCUGCAGGUAUCGGGGUUUCAGGGAUGAACUUGGUGAACACCUGCCUGACUACUUCCACCUCCUCGCCAUACGACUCAGUUUUGUCAUCGUGUUUGAGCAUGUGGUCUUCUUCAUCGGCCGUCUGAUUGACUUGAUGGUCCCUGACAUCCCUGAGGAGGUUGAGAUGAAGAUGAAGAGGGAGCAUUACAUGGCUAAAGAAGCGCUGGCUGAGAACCAGGCUUUGGGGACAGUCCUGUUUCCUGGUGAGAAUAACGCCCUGUCCGAUGGCCUGCGUCAUCGUGGAUCCAGACCACCAGCACAGAGCAACUCGCCUCCACUAAACCUGAAGGACAUCCCAGAGGAACCUGAUAUACUGGGCAGAUGAUGUACAGUAUAGCACACAUGAACUGUCUGCCCACUACCUCCACAUCUACAAGACUGAGCUUCUACUUUUGAUCAACCUCUCUGGCAUAUCUACAAGACCACUGUGGGACCACUAGAUUCAGGAACUGUGCUGAACCCUUACAGACACUGCAAGGACUUUGAAAAACCUGCAAAAUGUAGAUCUACAAGGCCUCUGCUAGACUUACAGGAACUACUAGACUGAUAAACCUUUACAGGAUCCAGUAGGCGGAUAGCAGAAAGAUGGCAGUAGGGUUGUUGAGUUGAAUAUGUUAGUCUGCCUGACUCAUUGAUCCUUUAUCUGACUGAGGUUUGUGCAAGUUAGUCUCUAUGGUCUCGAUCAUGUCCCUGUAGUAUCAGUAACUGUGCUGAGAAUUGAUAAAUCCUUUGGUGCUGAAGAAGCAGACUGAUUUGUAAAUUCACCAUUUUACCAUCUUGAAUGUAUGAUAUAAACUAUAUAUUAUAAAUAUUCUAUUCUAUA